AUGGCGGGUGAUUACAAGCCGCAUUUUGACGUUCAGAUUACUCCGAAUUGCGGUUAUGUCUAUUCGCGUGAGCAAGCUGAGCAAGUUGUGCGGGAAUUCGAAACGCGAACAACAAGCAAGUACUCCUGUUAUAAAUCUAGGUCAUCCUUCGGCAGAACAGGUACGUAAUCAUCAAUAAUUCAUGCGAUUAUGAAAGUAUAAAGCGAUAUUUACCGAAGCGUACCGCGUAUAACGCUUCGAAAUUUCGUCUACAGAUUUAUGUAAAUCUAAACACCGAGUCCGUUGGGAAGAUGGUAAUAAAGACGCUUGUACUCGGAUGGGAUUUGAUGGUGUUCCGUUUAUAAUACUGGACUCCAAGAUUCUUGACUGCCAGCAUGGUGUUGACCGGCACAAUUAUAGGAAAACGAAAGCACAAAGUGACGCGGUAAGUCAGUCUAUACUGUCGCAAACACUGUUACAUAUCCAGCUAUGAUCCAGCCGGUUUCGUCAGCCGGUUUAAAGCUAAAAAUAUAAGAUCAUGGCCGUCGUGGUAACUGCUAAAUAGGAGGAGGGGGGGGGGCGAAAUCCAAAAUUUCCCGACCUCUCCCCCCCCCCGUCGGCCGAAAAAAAAUUCCGACGGACGUGCGUAAAGCCGGUUUUCCACUAGGCGGAAUUUUGCGCGCGGAGCGGAAAUUAUCUUUGUCUUUUCUAAUUAGUUCCACCCGAGAAAUCACAAGACAAAGAAAAAUUCCGCUCCGCGCGCAAAAUUCCGCCUAGUGGAAAACCGGCUUAAUUUUGCUAAAACUGCUUCGAGAACCGCUACAUUUCAAAAAAUUUCCGACAAACGUCUAACAUUUCAAAAAAUUCCGACAAAUCUCAAAUUGUGGGGGGGGGGGGGCAUUGGUUUAAAUAAUAUUAAAUUAUAAAAAAGGGCAAUUUUUCCAUAUAAUGUUAUAUUGAUUAAGUACAACUGAUACGCAGAACAAACUUUAAUUAAGUGGGGUUUUUUUCCAUUUUAUACAUAGGUCAUAGCUCUUUUGUCGACGGUUUUUUUAGCUUGUUACACAUAAUUCAUUAUUUCAGUUUUUUACCUUUGGUAGCAUCGUGACCAUGAUUUCAAGAAACGAAGAUUCCGCGUCCAAGGGACAAAAAAGUUUGGCUGCGAAGCAAAAAUAAAUAUGCGCGAGGUGAUCAAGUUCCCACAGUUUGCCAUUCCGGUAUGUGUGAUUGCAUUGCUGAGUAUUGAAGAUCCAGGACAUAUAGCCUUUAUAGGUGAAUAUUUGAAAAGCUCUAAACGGAAUUACGUUUUCCACAGAUCUACGUAAAUUUAUUUUUAGAUUGAAAUUGACUCCAGAAAAAGACGAGAUGUAGCCGCAGCGAAAUUGAAGGAAGCGCUCCAAGAAAAUGCCAAUCUGGGAGAACGGAGGAUUUAUAUGUAUUUGCCUACUCCUGCGGACCAUACAACCCAUUUGAAUGGCGAGGUAAAUGUGAGAUUCAUAUUUGUUUCCGGUAUUCCCUGUGAGCUUCGUUCGGUAACUCUUUUGGUAAUAUUGAACAGAAAUUAAUGUAGUUCUCUCUGAUAUUAUUUUAAUUUCCCGCUUGUGAGUGUGAUUGCAUGAUAUUUUUAUGCAUGUAAUAGCUACAGCUAUUUCAAUUAAGGUUGUCAGAGACAAUGGCCAAAUGUACAAUAUGAGCGCGAAAGAAUGAUGGGAAUAUCAUUAUCUUUACUUGUUUGUUAUGCAUAAACAUGUUGAAGACAAUGUUAUUCCCAUCAUUCUUUCCGCUCAUAUUGUACAUUUGACCAUUGUCUAAGACAAACCUUAAUUGAAAUAGCUGUAUACAAAAAGAGGAACAGAAGUUUAAAGAAAUUGUACAAUGUAUAUGUUGUUUUUAAGGCAACCGGAAUAUCUCAACCAGUGGACGAAAGAAUAGUGAAAAAAAUUCGUAUUUUGGUUGGUGAAGGUGUGAAUAAUGUGAGGGAAAUGGGCAGGCACAUUCGCCAGUAUGUUAAAAAUGAACUAUUCCUUGGACAAGAACUUCCACCAUGUACAAACAGAAGAUUCCACCCGAAGCAGGUUGACAUUAGAAACCAUAUGUAUUUGGCAACAAUAGAAAGCCGUUUUUCUAAAUUUGAUCAGGAAAACGUGUCUGCCAAAACUGGUGAUUGGGAAAAGAAGUAUGCCGAAGAUAACUUCUUCUACAGGCCUUACCAAGAGGGAUGCAUCACAGUAAGAACAACCAGUGCGGCUGAAGACAAGAAAGAAAAGAACGUCAACGAUAAAUCGGAGAACGUAAACGACGACAACGCGAAGAGAGAAAACGAAGAUGAAGCGAAGGAAGGAAACGACGAUCAAGCGAAGGAAGAGGAUGACAUGGCCAUUGGACUUCAGGAACAUGUCAAUCUUGAAAAAUCGUUGUUAUUUGUUCAUCAGUCUGCGUGGCAGAGACGGUUGCUUUUGAAAUAUGGGAACGAUCUUUGUCUUUUGGAUGCAACCUACAAAACAACAAGGUUUGCAGUCCCACUUUUUUUCCUCGUUGUCAAAACAAAUGUCGACUACCAGGUUGUUGGUUCGUUUGUAACCCAAGGAGAGUCAAAAGAGUGCGUUAUGGAAGGACUGAAGGUGCUUUCAAGCUGGAACCCUGGUUGGAAACCAGCUUGCUUCAUGACGGAUUUCUGCGAGGCAGAAAUUAAUGCUAUUGAAGAAGUUUUCCCAGGUAUUGUUAAAUUAUUUGUGUUUUAUGUAUUGUCAUGCACACGUCUGUAUUUGUCACAGUAUGUAUAUACUGUGACAUCUCAUAUAUGUAUAUUCAUAUACCUAUAAUCUAUGACUAUAGUACAAUACCAGCAAAGAAAAAGAAAAAUGAAACAAAACCAAAAAGUUUUCUCAGUUUCGGAAAGUUGUUGACAAACACAAUUAAUUGUAACAAUAAUAUUAUUUUUUAGAAUUAUAAUUUAUUAUUGAGUAUGUUAUAGUUUUCCAAUGACUGAUUAUUGAGACUGGUUAUGAUCGUUUCCAUGAGGUGUCCGUACUUUUUCUUUUCUUGCAUUUAAUCCUCGCAAACCGUAAUGUGCCAGAAAAAUAGAUACAUCAUAACUCGCAAUAGCAAAUAUCAAACAGGAUGUACAAAUUUAUAUUCUUUCUCAUGUAGAUUGCACUGUUUACCUUUGCGAUUUUCAUCGAGAGCAAGCCUGGGAAAGAUGGGUUAGCAAGUCCGCCAAUGAUGUGUCCGGUCACAAGGAAACUGUACUGACAGCACUGAGGAAGGUUGCGCAUGCAGGAUCAGAGGAAUCGUACAAUUCUGCUAUAAACGAUCUGAAACAAUUAGAGGUGAAACGUUAAAGCAAUAUGAUUACACACUGUAGCAUAAGCUAGAUAACACAAUAUUCAUUGCAUGGCAUCCGCAUUUCGGCACGAAUUUGCGAUAUAGCCAUGUCCAAUAACGGUUUCUAUAUUACGUUUUAAAAAACAACCAGGAAGUCGUAAAAAAACAUUAUACAUUAUUUUUGAAUUGUGCAGAUAUGGAAGACUAAUAGCAAACUACAAAGAUGGUUCACAAGAACUUGGCUGCCAGAAUGCAAGGUACUCGUUCGUAUUCCUUAAUAAUACUUGUAUAUACAUAGAAUUUAUAUAAGUAUAAAUUACCAUUUGAACGGCCUAGAUUGACAAUAUUGUGAUUCACUACCAUCAUGCCAGGCAAAGCUGUAUAGAUGAAUUACUCAAAUACUGUACAUGCAAGGAAUUAAAUAUUUUGUGCAAUUAUAGUGUAUACAGUGUGUUAGCCAAAAGUAAAAAAAAAAUUCGCGUUUACCUGAAAUUGGGGAAGAGUAAUUGAAUAUUUCAAAUUAAAUAGAACUAUUUUUUGGCUGACCUAAAUUGGAAAUUGCGAACUCAAGGUAAUUGAGAAAACCGCGUUUUGCGCGAAAUUUUAUACUGUACACCCUGGUAUAUAUAUAUAUAUAUAUAUUACGUUUCGUAUCCUUCAUUGUAUAUUUUGACAGCGUUGGGUAUGGCUCUACCGCAAAGCAGAUGCGAGUGUCUUUUUCCAUACGAACAAUGGCGUAGAAAGACAAAACAAGGACUUCAAGAGUACCUUCCUAUCUGUUCAUCGCGAUAAAACACUCAGUGGCAUGCUCACGUCCCUUGUAGAAGAGUUCCUCCCAGACAAAUACAGAAGGUACAGUACAGUACAUGAAACAUCCAGACAUAAAAUCAGUCCCCAUGCAGUAGAUGCGAUAUUUUACACAGCGAGUAACAAUUUUUUAUGCACUGUCUCAAUACCAUUUGUAGGUAUGUAGAAAAAAAUGUUCGCUGCCAUGAAAGCUACAGACGGUACAAUUCUACGAUGCCUGAAUAUUUGCGGAAUCGGCCAAGAAAUUUUAUUAAGCAUUGUAUGUCAAAUAUAACAGAGGCGGAAGAAAUUCCUGCUUCGUCAGUUGUUUGUGUCAACCAAGACAUGGGAGUUUUCACAGUACAAGGGAGCAAAAGCACGUGUCAGUAUACGGUUAAUUUUGGGCCCACGAUUGGAGUUACGCCAAGUUGCGAAUGUCUGUCUUGGAUGAAGUCAAGAUUGCUGUGCAAGCACUUCUUUGCCGUUUUCAGACAUUUCCCCAACUGGGGAUUUGACAAGCUGUCACGUGCCUAUACAAAACAACCACAUAUAACCCUAGACGAGGAGGUUAUAUCAAUUUCUACUGGUAACAAUAGAACAACUAACGACGGUUCACCAUCACCUAUGGAAGAUUAUGGCAAUUCCAUACCUACAUCCAAGUGCACCGAUCAAGAAGAUAUCGAUUCAACUUCUACUCAAACAGCACCCGCACAGAACCCAACGCAAAGUCUGCGAUCAACAGAAUUACAUCACAUCCGUUUAAAUGCCAUCGCACGGCAAUGUAGAGAAACUUUGCAUUGUGCAAAAAACUUGACAUAUCUCAUUCAAGAUCCAGAGAUUCUUCAAGAGUUCAGCACAUCUUUGACAGAGGUGGUAUCAGCCAUUAAAGUAAAAAUUCCAGCUGAUGGUGGACUACUCCUUGAAAAACAGCAAAGUACCUUCAAGAAAAAAAGGUUGGCUAAGCUAAGUUUGAAAAAGAAAAGGGACAACAACUCCACUCACCUUCCCAACCUACCCAAACAACAAAAAAGGACCCACCCUUAUUCUAGUCGUGUAGGAUCAAAAGCAGAAAUGAUGAAAAAAAUGUACCAGGUAAUGUGUUGCACUGCAUGGUUGGUAUAAAAAGAUAUAACGAGGAGCAGUAUAAAAUAUAUUUGCAUACGUUUUGGUAUUAUGUGUAGAACUACAAGUACUAGAGCAUUUUUUAGAGAUUUCAGUCGAGGUUUUCGUUACUUGUCUGUCUCAGUUGAAAUGUUAGAGUUAUGACGCCUGUCACUGAAUUGUCGAAACAUUCAAUAUAUUGCAUCCGCCUGCCUUUUUAGUGCUAUCUCCCCAUUUAAUUCACUUUAUGUUUUAGCCACAAGUUUACAAUUCUAAUCAGUUUUCAAUCAACUUAUGAUACCAAUUAUGACUUAGAAAUAUUCCCUGCUUCUCAUGUGCCCCAUAUUAUAUAAUCAUUUCAUCCCUCUGGCGGGCCGUCUGACCAUGUAAAUGUCUUGCAGUAUAGAUAAUCAAACGAAAUUAAGGCGCUGUUACACUAUGCAACUUGUCUCCCAAUUUUGUUGCAGCAAAAAUGUUGCGAGACUUGAUGAUUGCGAUGUAUGUUACACCUUGCAAUUUUUUGUAAUGUAUAUGUUAACCUUGCAAUUGCGACACAAGUUGCAAGACAAGUUGCAUAGUGUAACAGCGCCUUUAGGUUAUAAUUUUUUAUUAAACUCAAUCAUUCUUUGUUUACUUACAUGCAUGUAGGUAAAUGUAGAAGUAAAAAAGGACGCUGCUAUGGACUCGAAGUCUCCUUUAAAGAGAAAAGAAUAUCCUAGUGUCACAAAGGAGACAAAGUGCAAGAAAAAACGCCCAUCCGAGAGCACCAAGGUAGUUUUUUAUGGACGUUCGUUUUUACAAAAACUAUUUUAAUGUGGUACCAUUUCAGUUAACUGUUCCACUGAAUUAAGGCAAUAAUUCGAAAUGGCGAUGUAAUGUCAGACAAUGUAACUCAUAAACACAGAGUGCUCUUGUGGCCCUUAAUCAAACAUACACACACUGUAUGCGCUUCUAUUUCACUUCAGGCACUUCCAAAAAGCAGCCUUCCUGAAGUAAAUGUAAACCCGAAACUUGUGAAUGAAACGUGAGUAUAAAUAUUGUCAGGAAAUACAACUCACAACAAAAUUAGUAAACUGCAGCCAGGUUGCAAUACUUACCAAAAAAAACUUAAUACACUUACUUUAACUUUCAGAAAACCUUUUGACUGGAUUUUACAAGCCAGAGCGUUACACAACCUUCAAAAGAACAUGCUCAGCUAUGGACCAGCGCAAGUGACAUUAGGAAAUCUCCUCACACUUGUGCCCCCAAAUCGCCUGAAAAAGAGAGAUGUCUAUGAGAUAAAAAAACAACUGCCUAAAUUUGUUCCCGGAUGGUUGAGUGAUAUGGUAUUGUACAGUAUAUUCGAUUUCUGGCAGACAGAAUUUCUAUUGAAAGGGGAAAAUUCACAGCAUUAUUAUGUUUAGUUAGUUAUACGUAUAACAUUCUCAAUACAUACCCUUACAUUACAUACUCAAGCUACUCAAUGUAUUCAUUACAAUUAUUUUGUCUUCUCUGUAAUGUUUCAGGUAAUAGAAGCUGAACUUCAUAGAAUAGAAAAAGCUAAUCCAGAUUGCCUCUCAGCAAAUACAAGUGUUGAACAACUUGCGUUGCGUGAAAUGCAGAACACAAGAAGACUUUGGCAGGAUGUUGAUUUCACAAAAAUCAACAAGGUCAUUGUGCCCAUGAAUCCUUCAAACUGUCACUGGAACCUCUUGGUAAAUAACACUUAAAUAAACAUAAAUUAAAUUUAUAAUUUUGGCACAUUAUCAACCCUGCUAUUUAAAUGUCUAUUGCAGUAUCACCAUCAGGUUUAAUUAUCUAGUUGGGUUUUUCAGUGACAGGCAUUACUUCCUUUUUCCCUUUUAAAUCAUCACUGGACAUUUCCAUGCAACUUGGCCUAAAAUUGCAGUAAUUUGUACAAUUUUAAUACAUUUAGGUGUUAGAUAAGUCAACCAAAACAAGAAAGUUUCUUGAUCCGAUGAAUGGACAGAAAGAAGAAGUUCUCACUGAUGUGCCCAAAUAUGCUUGGCUAAAGCAUUUGAUUGACAAAAUAUGGUUAGUUAUCUAUGUUCACCUAUAAAUAUUGUGUACCGGUACAGUAGUAGUUUAGUACACACAUAUUGCUGUGGUUUUUCUUUUUGAUAUUCCUGCAUCAAUAUCUUUCAAUUUAGCAACCUUGUUGAUAAGAAGACUGGCUGGGACACAGCAACAUGGCCAUGUAUUGAACCACAACACUACUCACAAAAAGAUGGGUAUAACUGUGGGAUAAUGGUUUGUGUGGUAAGGCUUUAAGGCUUUAAUUUGGGUACUUCCUUUUCAUCUUAAUCAUACUUAGGCUAGCUGAGUAAAACUUGUCCAAACUCUGGCUAACAGAAAUCAGUAAAAACUUAGUCGAGUUCCAGUAAAAUGUUGCAUUCUGUAUGGGUGUAUGUUAAUCGCUAGCUAAUAAUCUAAUACUCUAAUUGCAGAUUGAUAGUCACUUUUUAUUUGCAACCUAAACAGGGCUGCAGGAGUAGGCCGGGAGGGCCCGGGUCUGGUCCAAUAAUUUGCUCAGGAUCAAAUGAGAUACUAAUUUCAAACAUUUUGGGGGGCAUGCCCCUGGACUCCACUAGCAGUGCCAUGUCACUACCAGCCCCCCAAUUGACUUUGUCUUGCUACGGUCCUGCUAAAUCAAGUGAUCCUCUGCGAAGUGUCUACCACUAGCAGCUACAAUUGUCUUGUUCAAUCCAAUUACUUCAUAUAUUUAUAGUUUGCUGUCCGACUAAUUGAGGGAAAAGAGCUGAUGAAACCAAUCAACUGCACCCAUGAGAGACAGAUGAUUGCAUCAGAAUUAUUAAAGCAUUCUAAUACUGUUUGCAAUUCUGAGGUGAAGUUAUAACCAUGUACUUCAACCAUGUACUGAUGUACUGCUGCAGUAUGUGUGUAUAUGUGAAAAUAGAGAAAAUAGUAAAGAAACACAUUUUCAUCAUUAUUAACAAAUAAUAUAAACAAUUUCCUUUUUAUAUUUAGGGUUGAAUUCUGAAAUUUAUGAAACAAAGAAAUUUAACAAUAUUAUAAACAACUUCUUUUUUAUAUUUAGAGUUGAAUUCUGAGCAGUUUAUGAAACAAAGAAAUUUAUGAGAGCAGAAAUGCAGUUGAGAUUCUAUCAUGAUGGUAUACUCGAGCUGUAAAUAGUUUUUCUUUUAAUGAAAGUACAGUAUAUAAUAUUGAUAACUAUGAAAUAUGUAAAUAAUGAAAUACUCUAUAAUCAUUGAAGACUUAUAAUUGUACCAUCACUCAUCAUGCAUCCCUCUGGGUACAACCCCAGUACUACAUAACAAGGAAAACAAGGGAUAUACAGUGUAUAUGGCAGUUUUCCUCUAAUUGGGAACUACUAUUUUGUCAUUAUUAACCGAUUCACACACAACUUACUGUGCCCCCAUUCUACUUCAGCAUUUGCUUGCCUGAGCAUUUUAGCCAGUGCAUUUUACUUGUCAAGUGAAAUAUCCUGGACAUUAAUGGGUUAAUGAUUUUUGCAAUUGUCUGUCAAUUGGCAUGCACCCCCCAUGCACCAUAAUUUCACAUUUACUCUGUCUACUAGAUGAUUUUUGCAUCAAGAGAAAGGUUAUUUUAGUGCAUUAUUUCAGUGUCCUGGCAUAGUCUGAGGGUCAGGGGAAGCACUAUGUCAGUUCUACUGCUAUAAAGCAAUUUCUUUAAUUCCAUGUGUGGAAUAAAAUUUGUGGCUUGGCAUGAUCACAUUUUAGUACAUAGAAUGCACCCCUGGCUGAAGAUUAGGUGCAUUGAAAAAUAUAUACAGUACUGCGAAAUUUGAAUACACCAUGCACAAAGUUAAAAAAUUAAAGCCACAUAAAGUGACAAUUAUAGAACUGCUAUUAAAAGAAAUGGGAUAUAUAAAAUAUUCUGUAUAUAAAAAGGCAGAAGAUUUUGUAUACGACUAUUGUCUAUUAAAGUACUGUAUAUCAGGUAAUUUUUAUUCCAUUAAUAUUAGUUGACUUGACUUACCUUGGGUUUCUUCUUGAUUCAGGCUAUAUUUUUAUAUCAUUUCUCAGAUAAAUAAAGUGAUAAAUCUCUAUAACUCAACUCAUGAUAAUAACUCAUUGUCUCUCACGCAUAUGAAUAGAAAAAGCACUAUUUUUAACCGCUGACAAUAAUAGAUUGUCGCGGGCGCAAGGUGACUCACAGUAUGGCCAUUAGUGCUUUCCCUUUAUCGAUGACCAAAGUGCACUGAGGGAAAAAUUUGCCGAAAAUGUAGACCUGCAGGUUGUUCGGAAUGUUUGAGAUUUUUGCAGAAAUGAAUGUGUUGGUUAGAAAUGUGGUUGUGCCAUAAUGUUUCUGGACUCUAGAUAGUUUUUGCUAUUUAAAAUUAUGUGUAAUAGCAGCCCCAUGCCAAUUGAGAAAUCUAACAGCAACACUGCAAAUGACUUAUUUGGUAAUGAAAUAUUGACAGUUGCAUAGAGAUUGAUCGAACUAUGUUUUAUCCAAGUUAACAGUUCUGCAUGGCUGUGAGGAUUGGAUCUCUUCAAUUGGAGCUAUAGCUAGCUAUGCUGGUGACGUGUUGCCCUGGGGUCUGAAGUCUGCCAUCAGUGAUGGAAAUGUCCGACAGGACUGCAUGCUGCCAGAACAUUUUGACAUAAUACUGUAUCUACGCAGGAAAUUUAUGUCAUCCGAUGUAGUGAAAUGCCAUAUAAUUUACUUAUUGUUUAGAAAAAAGCAUUUUGCAAGUUGAGAUUGUACCCUUUGCCUUGAUUAAAGUAAUGUUGGAAAUGUCUGGCAGUGCCAGCAGCAGGGAGCCGGUUGCCAGAGCAUUUUAACACAAUAUCUAGUAUGCAGGAAAAUUUUCUUUUAUUUUACAAGAAAAUUUUGUCAUCUUAUAUAUACUGGUUUACCAUAUAAUCUACUUAUUGUUUAAAAAUUCCCAAGCAUUUUACAAGUUGAGAUUGUCUUGCACCGGGAUUGAGGUCUAUCGCAGUGUGCGGACCAUACUUUUUUAAAUCUACAUGUACAUAUGCGGGAAGUUUAAAUUUGACUUACACAUGCAGGCCUGUCUGCUAUGCUGAGCAAAACCAAUAUUGACAAGAAUAGGUAUUGAAAGAAGCUCAGGACUGAUGAGUGUGUAGCUCUGGGGCAGAUCUUCUCCUGAUGGUUAACCCUAGCCUCAAACUUAAUGCAUGGAAACUUGCAACAUGCAUGUGAGUAAAAAUUUAGCCUUUGCUAGUAAAAAAACUAUUUCACCAGCAGUCGUUUGCGGAUAUGGACUUUAGUUUUAUGUGGGUAAAUGCAUGGCUUAAAUUUGCAGUUUUCAGCCAGGUAUAAAUGCAAUAAGGCCAUAAAUGCAAGAUUGAAUAAUUGAUAUUUAAGAUGGAUAAGGCCCAGGGGUGGACCGCAGGACCAUUCGUCCCAAAAAAUAUUUUAGUUGGCACAAAAUAUUUCCUCAUGAAAGAAAAAAAGAUAAUUGUAAAAUUUGGAAAGAAGGAAAAUUGAGGAAACAUUCUAACCAAUAGAAACCUAACCUGUGCUGUAUUGUAGGUAUAAUUUCAGGAAUGCAAAUACAAGUACAUCCAUUUUAAUAGUGCAGUCAGGGCUGUAUAGCCAGUCCCUUGACGAGUCGCAGCAUCUACUGUAAUUCUCCGGCCUGUCCAGCAUGGUCCCCCAGAAAAUAUUUCUAUGUUAGACUCGUUUUGUGAUAAUCUGAAAGCCACAAUUAUUGUGGGAUAUUUUAUGUCAUAGAUGAAAAAUUAUAUAGGUGUUUACGCCCCUGGUUUCUUCUCAAUUUUGAAAGAAUUACAAAAUUUGUCCUGAAGUAAACAUCCCCAUUCCUCCUGUGGGUAUGCCUCUGAGUACAAUAGUGUAUAAAUGUAUAGACUAUAGAAUGAUGUAACAAAUGUUGUGAUGGCAAAUGCAUUUUUAGCCAGACACCUGAUGGGAAGCAUGCCCGCAGAUCCCCUUAAUGCUGCCCUUUUUUUUGCAUCUAUAAUUUUACCUUAGGAUCAGACUGUCGAUGCAAGUCAUUUAAAGUAGUUUUAUGUUAUUCCUAAAAGUACUUAUAAGAUUUUUUUUCUGUGAACAUAUUCUGGAGUAUGACAUUCAGUUUGACAACUUGUUGGUGUUACACAGUUACACCAUCGAUUUAGUUAAUUUUUUAAAAAUCUUUCAAUGUUCUCUUGCGGUCCCAGAAAGCAAAAUAUUUUUUCCAGUUCUGGUAAGGCCCAUUAUUUUACAACCUUGAAAAUAUGAUAUUCCACCGUCAACCUGGUUUUGAAAGUGGUGUUACUGCAGAGACGACGAUUUCAGAAAGCCACCUUGCAUAUUAUUUUUUUUUAAUAUACACACAAGAAAUGAUUGUACCCCAUGUAACUAUUUCGAGCGGCGAAGACGCGAGCCAUCUGGGGGUGUCCCGGGGCUUCCUCCCCUGGAAAAAUGUAUAAAUGCAUUGCUUGCAAAGCAUGUGUAAAGACAUUUAUGCGAGUAGUAUGAUUUUCGUAGUCGAUUUCGAGUUUUUAGCUCAAACAUUAAGAAAAUGGGCAAAUUUAAGCCAAUAGCUACAAUUUUACCACCUUUAAAGAUCUUUAACUCAAAACCAGCUUGGAAAUUUUGCAGUUUUAAUCCAACAGAGUAAUUUAGUCGGUCCUGCUAAACACCGACCGGGACCGACCAUGACCGACGGGGGCCGACCGGGGCCGACCAUGAAAGCAAAUGAUCAUCUGUGAUUGUAAUUACCCCCUGGAAACUUUGUAUUAACUUUAUACUGUUACGUUUUUAACGGUAGACGAUCUUGUCAAGCGAGAAAGAUUGUCUGUCUUCAGCCACAACUAGUGACAUGUCUUACCGUUACUUACGCUUGGCAUGAAAUGAAACUGCACAUUGUCGUACUAGCGGUAUAGGUUUCAUAAGACACAGACAUACUUUUAUUUUUCGGUAGAAAUAUUCCAUGCACCUUGUCCUUGUGCGAAAAGAGUUUGCUUGUUUACAUGUAACUAUCACACAUACAUCAAUUCAAGUAUUGACUAUUGUACUUUAAACUGAAAAGUGAAAGCUUGCAAUGAAACUGGCUUUUUUCAGUUUUUUUGUUUCCAGACUGGACCUUUAUUUUACAUGUUUAUAAGUAUAACGUAUUAACGGCGAAAACCGUUUCAUAUAUGCGCCGGAAACGUUUAGUUCUAGUAUACAUUUUAUUCAAGAAUUGCCAUGACAUGCCAAGAAUUGUCGUGUGUAUGCACAUGCAAUACUUAUACUAAAUAUUGAUUCAUCUUAUUUUAGAAUACCAGCAAAUUGACCAUUCCCAGCGAUGUUGAUGAGGAGCUACAUGAUAGAUCGACCGAUGAAAUGAAUGGCAAAGAUUCCACAUACACGUCCACUCAAAGUCCUUAUACAGAUGCUCACCUAAAGGUAAAUUCCCCAGUACGUUUCCCGUACUCAAUUGCAAGCAUGAGACUAACGAACGUAACUUUUUCCCAGGAUACGCCUAAGGCACAAGCUGCGUCACGUGGUGAACGAAAACGUGAUGAUGCCGAACUUGGAGAAGCGACCAUGACCAAUAAUUCGUGCAGUUGGCUUUCUCAAAACAAUGAUACAGACCUCGCUCAGGUAUAA
Messenger RNA from Paramuricea clavata, 12759 nucleotides. The record is from the annotation of a GenBank genome assembly. Lineage: Eukaryota; Metazoa; Cnidaria; Anthozoa; Malacalcyonacea; Plexauridae.